AUUUUUUUCUUUCUUCGGUAAAAAUAAGUGAAGAAGAGACGGUCGCAAUCUUGAUCAAAACUGACGUACUCGACAGAAACGAUGCAACCAUGUAGAGGAUUCAAUCCGCGACACUCCAGAAGCAGACGAAGAAGCAACAAACAAGGCGGCCGGCGAGGGCCCAGCAGCGCGGAGCGACCCAAAAUGCUCAGUUUCCGUCGCUGCUGACAGAGACACUUCGGAUGCUGCCGCCCAGUUGCUCCGCUUCUUUCAUCAUGCUGCGGACAGGGCAUCUAGCAACAAUCCCGAGGAUGAUCAGACCCAGCCACCGCGGCCAAUGUCUCCAGCGCCGCCGUUUCUGGGAGAUCUGAAUCCUGAAGGCAUUCUGGUCGAAGCCACUAUGGUUUCCUCUCAAAAGACCCCGCCGGCAGAUGACGAGCCGGGCCACCAGGAUAUUGGCUUCUUACCACCAACCCCGCCUCGCCAGUCUAAAGAGUCGCCGACACGGGGGCGAGCGACGACAUGCACAGGCAGCCCCAAACUGUGCGAAGACAAAACAGGCCCCUACUUCUCCGUUCCCAGGGAAGAUGGCACGCGGCUCACGAUACACGUACAAGACACGGCCAAGUUUGCUGCCAUCGCUCAGAUUCUUGUCACCCGCGAGCUCGCCGAGAAGAUAAUGCCCUCCGACGCGGAGUGGCGAGCCAUGAGGGACCUUUACUUGACCAAAAUACACCCCAUCUUUCCCAUCUACGAGAAGUCGGCUCUGAUGGACCUACCACAAGAACGGGGGUUGCGGGAACUCAUUCAGGCGUCUGUGUGCCUUGCUGCAGCCACAGACCCGGAGACCCAUAACCUACUCACAUUCAAGUCGCAGAGUCACGGAGAAGCUAGGUCACAUAAGGUUGUUCCUUAUGAUGACUAUUCUCGUGACAUGGCCAGCUUUAUCAACAAACGCCUCGUUGAGCUGCAAGAGAGCCGGCAGAUCCCCUUGACCAAUCAAAUCCAGGUCAUGGCCCUGACAUGCUUGUACUGGCAGCCGACAAGCCCGACCGAGCGGUUCGAGCCGCUAACCCUCUAUGCGAAACUUGUCAGUCUGGUGCAUACCCAUGGCGUCCACUUGGGAAUCCUAGCGAGGGGACACUCAGAAUGCUGCAGUGAAGGACGCGGCAAGAGGAUUUUCAAAUGCCUCUACGCCCUUGACAGAUUACUAGCCGCCAUUUCGGCACGGCCACUCAUGUUCCACAAUGUCGAUCUCACCCAGAUUCCCCAUCCUGACGAGCAGGAUUCACCCAUCUUCAGGCUUUUCAUCUCCUUGAUCCUGCUUCUCGAUCAAGUCUUUGAACUGUACCGGCCGCGACCCAAAUUCACGUGCAUCGAUAUGCCCGUUUUUGAGCGUAUGGCUAUUGAAGCGGGCGCGCAAUCCGAGCCCGAAGGUCUGCUCGUUACGCUCGAGGUCCUCUACCACGCCAUCAGCGUCCUCUCGGUUCGAAUGCCUCGUCAUCGUUUUCGAACGGCUCCCGAGUGCGACACGCUCCACAGAAUAUCUACCCAUCACUUGCCGCCGAACAGCAUGAACGCCCGAAGAUCACACUCCGCCGACCGCAUCCUCGACGUCAUUAAAGAUUACAAGCUUAGCCCGAUGCCCUUCGUCGCUUAUGCGUCGACACUAUCUCUUAGCGUGGCAUACCGCAAGUGGCGCUUCAGCCAACUGCCCACCUUCCGGACCAGAGGAGGCGCCGACUUCAAAAAGGUGCUUCCAGUAGUGCAGGAACUGGGUGCCAUAUGGACUACCGCCCGAAUAAACGGGGAACUCGGCCAGUGCGUACUGCUGAAGCUAGAUCGGAAUGAGAUCAUCAAUAGGAAGCGUGCGAGGGAGACAGCCGAGGGCUCUGGGACCAAGCGAGUGCGGGCUGGCCCGCUCGGUGAUGCAAACGAACAGGAAGCAGCUGCGGAAGAGCCAAACGGGGCCGUGGAGCGAACCCAAGCCGAAGUGAUGACCCAGGCCACGCCGGCUCCAACACCCAGCAGCGCAAACACACCUCCAGAGAAGCCGUGCAGUUCACACAUAUCCCGCGACAGAACGGCUCAAGACCUAGGCGCCGGCAGCAACAGCUUUCUAGGGGCAUCGGCCAACCACCGCGAUCCUCUUGCCUCUCAUACGGCCUCGUUCCUAGCCGACCGUCCGCAACAGCGCUCCCUGCCCCUGACAUGGACUUCGUGUAGGACAGCAGACAAGAUGCACCACAGCAGCAAUACCCCUGUUGUCCCCCCAAAUCCACCUUGGGCCGCGUCGGUCAAAGAUGGCAUGACGCAGCCCAACCCUACACAACAGCUGGCCAUCUCCCAAGGCGACGGCUGCAACCAGUCAGACGACGCAAUCCCAUUGCCAAGAGACGUCCUCGAGCAGCCAGCGAGGCUUAACGAAACGUCGCCGCUGGCCGGAUUAUCGGAGGGAAGCAUGGAAGACUUCAUGAUUGACGACGAUGCUCUGUUUCGAUCGUGGGAUCCACGUUUUGCACAAUCGGUAGAUUUCUCUUUCAGUAGCAUCUUGGACCCGGGAAACCCCUUUGCUUGGCCUGAGUAUUGCAAUUAUACGACGUAAUUCAGGCCUGUCUAUUCUGAAUCUGGCAACAUAGAAGAAGAAUACGCAUCUUAGGAGACAGCUUAUCAUGAUUAAAAUAUUGUCGCGCUUGCCGUUGUGGUCUCCCGAACCUGCCAUGCCAUCGCUUUCUGGUUGGACGCUGCGGCAUACUAAGCUCCC
This is a messenger RNA of Thermothelomyces thermophilus ATCC 42464, 2743 nucleotides long. RefSeq lists its product as uncharacterized. Gene Ontology annotation, molecular function: DNA binding; zinc ion binding. The transcript has 2 exons. NCBI's taxonomy places the organism in Eukaryota, Fungi, Ascomycota, Sordariomycetes, Sordariales, Chaetomiaceae. Gene Ontology annotation, biological process: DNA-templated transcription. The record is from RefSeq and is a predicted model, not a curated record. The coding region runs from base 317 to 2584 and encodes 755 amino acids.